Molecule: messenger RNA, 264 nt
Organism: Soboliphyme baturini
Lineage: Eukaryota; Metazoa; Nematoda; Enoplea; Dioctophymatida; Soboliphymatidae
Source: the annotation of a GenBank genome assembly
AUGAUAUCGGCUGAAAAAAUCGCACCACCGAAGAUUGAUGACCACCGAAACGCGACGGGACGAAUGGAACUUGUCAGCUGCGACGAUCGUGCACGAUGUGACACCGAACCGGUGAGGGUGGAACGGCAGUGUGACGCGAAACGAGCAGCGAAAUGCGAUGUGUGUACGGCUGAUGAUCAUCAGCGGUCCCGCCUGUCGGGAUGUGUGCCAAGUCGGUUAGACAAAUCCGGCUCGACCUUAGGGCGCCACUCAGUCGACGACUAA